AUGCCCACCUCUAUUGUUGUUAUUGGGGAUGAUUUCAUUAGGAUGCGCCCGCGCACCUGCCCCACCACCCUGGCCAACGAUCCUAAACCGGCGACCUCCCGCGCCGACGGGAACAAUGAAAGUGAGAGAGGGCAGGAAUGCAGGCGGGGGUGCGGGCAGGUGCGGGGCGCGGGGGCGCAGGUUCCCGGUUCCCAGGCGAGGAAUGCCAGCACGAGCAACAAAGCCUACCCGCCGCCAUUCACCCCGCGCCCGCCCCGCGCCGCUAGCGCUGUUACGUUGUGCCUGCCGAAGAACUCCAUGGACAGGACGCAGGGCACGCCGGCGGAGGCCGACAGGCUCGCACAGCCCGCCAACAACAACAACACCACUAAACACCUCAUCGCUCAGACAGUUGGUCGAGUAGCGUGGUGUCGCGGGCUCUGCGGCGGUGCGCGCGCACUCAUAUCGAGCGUGGCCGGCCACCAGUCGCUCAUCCGCUGCCAGACACGACGGCCACCACGCCGCUCCCUGCUCGCCGCCCUGCACACGCUCCCACUAACUAAAUAA
Messenger RNA from Spodoptera exigua (beet armyworm), 546 nucleotides. NCBI's taxonomy places the organism in Eukaryota, Metazoa, Arthropoda, Insecta, Lepidoptera, Noctuidae. The record is from the annotation of a GenBank genome assembly.